Molossus molossus (Pallas's mastiff bat) is the source of this 1818-nucleotide messenger RNA. It is a transcript of the gene GPR152, whose product is annotated as G protein-coupled receptor 152. The transcript is spliced from 3 exons. NCBI's taxonomy places the organism in Eukaryota, Metazoa, Chordata, Mammalia, Chiroptera, Molossidae. Gene Ontology annotation, cellular component: membrane. The record is from RefSeq and is a predicted model, not a curated record. Gene Ontology annotation, biological process: G protein-coupled receptor signaling pathway. Gene Ontology annotation, molecular function: G protein-coupled receptor activity.
GUGAGGUCAGAGGAGGUAGAACCUGGGGCUUCCAGAGCCUACACUGUGCUGGAGAGACCCAGAGUGCGGGGGUUCCGGCCAUCUGGCAUUUUCAAGAACGUGGGGCCCGGCCGGUCACUUGGUCCUACUGGGCCCGGGUUAGGGUUUCCUGGUGAGCAGCCCCAUGAAUGAUUGAUGUCCUCUCAGCUUGGGUUUCAUGCAGGCCGCCUUAGCGCCGCCGGGUGCCAUGCAGCAGGCCCAGGUGUGGGCCCUGCAGACAGCUGGACCUCUGGGCAGCCAGGCACGCCCUGCUCCUUCCGGCCAGCAGCCUUACCUCACAGGCACCCUCCGUGUCCAGCGGUAUACUGGGGACUUCAGAUGGACACUGCUAUGGAAGCCAACCUGGGUGUCUUUGGCCGUGGGCCCCGCACGGAGCUCGAUGAUGAGGACUACUACCCCCAGGGUAGCUGGGACACGGUCUUCCUGGUGGCUCUGCUGAUCCUGGGGCUCCCGGCCAACGCCGUCAUGGCAUGGCUGGCUGGCUCGCAGGCCCGACAGGGAGCAGGCACGCGGCUGGCUCUGCUCCUGCUCAGCCUGGCUCUCUCUGACUUUCUGUUCCUGGCCGCAGCGGUCUUCCAGAUCAUGGAGAUCCAGUAUGGAGGGCACUGGCCGCUGGGGACAGCAGCGUGCCGCUUCUACUACUUCCUGUGGGGCGUGUCCUAUUCCUCUGGCCUCUUCCUGCUGGCAGCCCUCAGCCUGGACCGUUGCCUGCUGGCGCUCUGCCCACGCUGGUACCCUGGGCGCCGCCCGGUCCGCCUGCCCCUCUGGGUCUGCGCCGGGGUCUGGGUGCUGGCCACACUCUUCAGUGUACCCUGGCUGGUCUUUCCUGAGGCCGUCGUCUGGUGGUACGACCUGGUCAUCUGCCUGGACUUCUGGGACAGCGAGGAGCUGCCACUGCGGAUGCUGGAGAUCCUGGGGGGCUUCCUGCCUUUCCUCCUGCUGCUCGUCUGCCACGUGCUCACCCAGGCCGCCGCCUGCAGGACCUGCUGCCGCCGCCAGCCAAGACCCGCGGCAUGCCGCGGCUUUGCCCGGGUGGCCAAGACCAUCUUGUCAGCUUACGUGGUCCUGCGGCUGCCCUACCAGCUGGCACAGCUGCUGUACCUGGCCUUCCUGUGGGACAUCUACCCAGGCUACCUGCUAUGGGAAGUGCUUGUCUACUCCGACUACCUGAUCCUGCUCAACAGCUGCCUCAGUCCCUUCCUCUGCCUCCUGGCCAGCGCGGACCUGCGGGCCCUGCUGCGCACCGUGCUCUCCUCCUUCGCGGCAGCGCUCUGCGAAGAACGGCCGGGCAGCUUCACGCCGGCCGAGCCGCAAGCCCAAGUGGACUCGGCGGGACAGACUCUGCCGGGACCAACUGCUGAGGCCCAGACACAGGUGAACCUCACAGCCCAGCUGCAGGAGAACCCCACGACCCAGCCCCGGCCACCAUCAGAUUCUGUGGCUCAGCCUCAGCCAAACUCCACAGACCAGCCACCAUCAGAUUCUGUGGCCCAGCCCCAGCCGAACCCCACGGCCCAGCCACAGGUAGACCAUGAAGCCCAGCCCCAGGUGGACUCUGUGGCCCAGCCACAGGCAAGCCCUGAAGCCCAGAUCCCUGGACCUGCUGCCAGCUCAGCCCCCAGCCCCUGUGAUGAAGCCCCCUUUGCCCCAUCCAAAGAUCCCACCCCAGAGAUCCCUGAGAAUCCAACCACGCCUGCCGCCUCUGAAUGAGAAAGCCCGGCAGUGCCCCGCAGAGGAGGCUCCUGGUGCAGAACCCACGUGGGGGCCCAGAAAGCCUAG